This is a messenger RNA of Photinus pyralis (common eastern firefly), 1263 nucleotides long. RefSeq names its product parkin coregulated gene protein homolog. The record is from RefSeq and is a predicted model, not a curated record. The coding region runs from base 348 to 1241 and encodes 297 amino acids. Gene Ontology annotation, molecular function: Hsp90 protein binding; Hsp70 protein binding. The transcript has 4 exons. Lineage: Eukaryota; Metazoa; Arthropoda; Insecta; Coleoptera; Lampyridae.
AAGAGGUCUUUUCGAUGGCGUUGUCUUUAGUGUGGAUUUCAUACUUUUUCAUGCCCCCUUCGGAAGAUCGAACCCACUUCCUGUUUCUUUAUUUCUUUCAAGCUUUUUUCUCGUCUCCUUAGAGCUUACGUCACGUCAUCUUUGACCUUUCCUCUCGCCUCCUUUAGGCUUUUUCCAAACAUUUUUAGCGUUUCCAUCGAACUUUCACAAUUCUUCCUUCGAUUCGCGCUUUUACGCUUUUCUCACACCUCCUUUUGGAACCCUCUUUUCAAGUCUUCUCCUACCUCCUUUAGCGCGUCUCUUUCCCACCUCCUUUAUGCCCUUUUCAUCAGGCCUUCUUCUUCCUCAUGGUCUCUUUUAUCAUCUCCUUUCAAGCCUCAUGCCUACCUUUUGAAGAAGCUGUGAACAGUCGUUCUGGCAUGUUUCCCCAGUGCAAUGUAAAACGACCGCAAAAUUGUUGCCUAGCAACGAAUAAACAGCAGUUUGACAUUGCUCGUAAACCUUCCCCUAAGAUGGUAAGUGGAAAGGAGUUCCUCGAAAGCCUCCGCAAACCCCUACCCGGUGCGCCGCAAAGGAAAAAAUGCCGCACCGUUCCCGCAUUUACGAUUCAAAGCAUGCAAAAAAACACGUGCGUUUCGCCGCCGGCGAAGUGCGACGUCUACAAGGAGAAGCCCAUCCGGAAAACCGUUUUCCGCACGUAUUACGGAAGAGGUGACCUCCCCAUCGCCCUCGGACCCAACCGUAGCAUAUCGUGGAAGGUCGACAUAAAAAAACUCGACUACCACCAUUAUCUGCCGAUGUUCUUCGAGGGGCUGUGCGAGACCGAGGAGCCGUACAGGUUUUUCGCGCAGCAAGGCAUAUACGAUCUGCUCAUUUACGGGGGUAGCAAAAUUUUCCCCUGCAUACCCCAACUGAUUAUACCAAUUAAAAACGCAUUGGCCAGUAAAAACAAGAAAGUGAUGUGCAGCACCCUCAGGGUGUUACAGCACCUGGUGAAGGCGGGGGAUAUGGUCGGCGAGGCGCUCGUGCCUUACUAUCGCCAGAUUCUGCCAACUCUAAAUUUGUACAAGGAGAAGAAUGUGAACGUGGGGGACGAAAUCGACUACAGUCAGAUGAGGGGCGAGAAUAUCGCCGACUUGAUCAACGAAACCUUAGAGCUACUGGAGAGGUACGGAGGCGAGGACGCCUUCAUCAACAUCAAGUACAUAAUCCCAACAUACGAAUCUUGCAUGUUAAACUAAAUCGCUAAUAAAACAUUUUAUU